AAUUAACAAGCAGACCCUCGCCAUAGUAAGAUUCGGGCAAAUUCAAGUGCUAGAGACGGGGUGCGCCGUCACCUCGCUUUCUGCAUCGGGUUACGCCAUUCAUCCAGGGUCAUUCGGUUCACCGGGCUAACGAAAACGAUGGCCACAUCACGGGCGCGCGUGCCUCCGUUUUCCUCAUGACCGACCGGCGGCGGCAGCAGCAGCAUCUGCGUGCGGGUUUGGGUUUGUCUCUUACCGGGCUGGCGUGGAACCGAUCCCACCGUCUGGCGGAGCGUCUGCCAGGCUGAGUCACCACUGGAGUGUUUGAAGGGUCGCUAGAGAGAGAGAGAGAGUGAAAGUGAAGGAGGAGGCUGAGACGUUACAUCACAACGUGGCAGAGAAAGUGAGAAGAAGAGUGUGAGAGAACUGGAGAGCAGAGCGAGGGAACAGGACAGAACCGCCAGCAGGAAGCCGCGCACUGGACUGACCCUUGAACUCUGACCUCGGAGCCAACAUGAACGACCAGAACGUAGUGAAAGAGGGAUGGGUGCAGAAAAGAGGUGAAUACAUUAAGAACUGGAGACCGCGGUACUUCCUGUUAAAGACGGAUGGGUCGUUUAUUGGAUAUAAGGAGAAGCCACAAGAUGCCGAUCUGGCGUAUCCGCUCAACAACUUCUCUGUGGCCAAGUGUCAGCUGAUGAAGACGGAGAGGCCGAAGCCCAACACCUUCAUCAUCAGGUGUCUGCAGUGGACCACUGUGAUCGAGCGCACGUUUCACGUGGACACGCCUGACGAGAGGGAUGAGUGGGUCGAGGCCAUUCAGAUGGUGGCAGACAAGCUGGCCAAACAGGAAGAGGAAGGAAUCCUGUGUAGCCCCAUCUCUCAGAUCGAAAACGUCAACGAGGAAGAGAUGGACACGUCAACCAGUCAUCACAAACGAAAGACAAUGAAUGACUUUGACUAUCUGAAGCUGCUGGGUAAAGGCACAUUUGGGAAGGUGAUUCUGGUGCGGGAGAAAGCCAGCGGCACAUAUUAUGCAAUGAAGAUCCUGAAAAAGGAGGUUAUUGUUGCCAAGGAUGAAGUUGCUCACACGCUCACCGAGAGCAGAGUUCUGAAGAACACGAGGCAUCCCUUUCUGACUUCACUGAAGUACUCGUUUCAGACGAAGGAUCGUUUAUGUUUUGUUAUGGAGUACGUGAAUGGAGGAGAGCUAUUUUUUCAUUUGUCGAGAGAGCGUGUAUUUUCGGAGGAUAGAACCCGUUUCUACGGCGCUGAGAUCGUUUCUGCGUUGGAUUACUUGCACUCUGCGAAGAUUGUUUACCGUGACCUGAAGCUGGAAAACCUGAUGUUGGAUAAGGACGGUCACAUAAAGAUCACUGAUUUCGGCCUGUGUAAGGAGGGCAUCACAGACACGGCCACCAUGAAAACAUUCUGCGGGACCCCGGAGUAUCUGGCCCCUGAGGUGUUGGAGGACAAUGAUUACGGGAGAGCGGUGGACUGGUGGGGUCUGGGAGUUGUUAUGUAUGAGAUGAUGUGUGGACGCUUGCCCUUUUAUAAUCAGGACCAUGAGAAGCUGUUUGAACUGAUUCUGAUGGAGGAGAUCAAGUUUCCCAGAACCCUCUCUGCAGACGCCAAGUCUUUACUGUCUGGAUUACUCAUCAAAGACCCCAAUAAGAGGCUCGGAGGAGGUCCGGAUGAUGCGAAGGAAAUCAUGAGACACAGUUUCUUCACUGCAGUGGACUGGCAGGACGUCUAUGACAAAAAGCUGGUACCACCGUUCAUGCCGCAGGUCUCGUCUGAGACGGACACCAGGUAUUUCGACGAGGAGUUCACGGCGCAGACCAUCACCAUCACCCCUCCGGAGAAGUACGACGAGGACGGGAUGGACUCAGCUGAUAGCGAACGGAGACCACAUUUCCCACAAUUCUCGUAUUCGGCCAGCGGGCGGGAGUGAUGUCAUCAAAUAACACAAUUUAAGGAGCCAUCCUAGAAAGAGCCCCCUCUCUCUCUCUCUCUCUCUCUCUCUCUCUCUCUCUCUCUCUCUCUCUCUCUCUCUCUCUCUCCCCUCCGUUUAAUUACCGAUAGUCAUAGCGAGUCGUUUUUGUUGCUUUCUGUUCGUUUUGUUUUGGGACUUAAAAGGGGUUUUGCACAGUUGGGUGAGACUUGAGCUGGUCGACCCACGUAAAAAGUCUUGUACACUUUCAGCUGCUUGUUUACAGAUCAUGGACAGUGUUUUUUGGGGAAUAUGAUCAGUAUUGUUGGAGCGUUUUUUUUUUCUUUUUUUUUCACUCAUUUAAAAGAGCCGUUGUGGGGAACAAACCAAAAAUGUUGCCUUAUGUGUGUGGAACUCAUCUGACAGACAUGUAGUUAGACGCAGCAGUAGAUCUGUUCCUGUGAGGCUCACAAAUUUAAUUUUGUUCUUGCAUUUUUAACACACACACAUCCUCCGUCUGAGGUGUUGAAGUGUUUCGUUCCUUGUUUGUGUUUUCGGUAAAUAAUGAAAACGAAGAGAAUGGGGAAAAAUGGACUCGAGUGUUGAUAUUUGCGUUUCUCUUUUAGUUUUAUCCCCACGCUCUGAUAUGAAGGUUUCAGUUCAAAUACACCACCAUACAACAAACUGUCUUACUGUAAAAGUCUCUCAGGCAAUUCAGAGCACAAGUGUGAAUCUCAUGAAACCCCCCAAGAACAUGCUCGAGUCAUAUUUCACUGCAAAACCAUAA
Messenger RNA from Cyprinus carpio (common carp), 2699 nucleotides. RefSeq names its product RAC-gamma serine/threonine-protein kinase-like. NCBI's taxonomy places the organism in Eukaryota, Metazoa, Chordata, Actinopteri, Cypriniformes, Cyprinidae. Gene Ontology annotation, biological process: protein phosphorylation. Gene Ontology annotation, molecular function: ATP binding; protein serine/threonine kinase activity. The record is from RefSeq and is a predicted model, not a curated record.